Triticum aestivum (bread wheat) is the source of this 1467-nucleotide messenger RNA. Its product is annotated as protein ALP1-like. Bases 153 to 1088 code for a protein of 311 amino acids. The record is from RefSeq and is a predicted model, not a curated record. Lineage: Eukaryota; Viridiplantae; Streptophyta; Magnoliopsida; Poales; Poaceae. The transcript is spliced from 4 exons.
UGGAUCUAUCUUCUCCUCUGUUUAAUCACAGCGAGCUGGCAUCCCGUUCUCGGCCAGUCGUCGUCGAUGCUUCGUCGCUCUGCCCGCCGGUCCUACUCUCGCGGCCACCCAUACUUCGGCCACUUGCAGAUCGCAAAAUUACUCCCCACUUGAUGGUCAAGAUGAGCAAAAGAAAAAGGAUGGCUAGGGGAGCAGCUGUUUUUGUUGCAUUAGCUGCAAUGGCAGUCAUUGUUCGGGCUAUAAUAAGGAAGAGAAGACCACGUAUUACCUAUGGCCCAAUGCAUGAAAGAGAUCGAAUCAGAUUUGAUUAUCUAAACCAAAAAAUUUGGCAAAGCGAUGUGUUAUGCAAAAACAUGCUAAGGUUUGAAAGAGCUGCAUUCUUUCGUUUGUGUGGUAUAUUGAGGGAUCACGAUUUGCUAGAAGACAGUCCACAUCUUAGUGUGGAGCAACAAUUGGCAAUGUUUUUGCAUACAAUUGGGCAUAACCUUCGGAAUAGAGUUGUUUCAGCCAAUUUUGGUAGAUCAUACGGCACAACAAGCAUCUAUUUUAGAAAGGCUCUUCAUGCCAUAGGCGAGCUUCGUAAUGAUUAUAUAAGGCCACCAUCAUUGGAAACCCCCGCAAAAAUUGCAGGAAAUCAUCGAUUUGACUCAUAUUUUAAGGAUUGUAUUGGAGCUAUCGAUGGUACACAUGUGCGAGCAGGUGUUACCAAAGAUGUGGAGCCUUCUUUUCGUAGUAGGAAAGCCUUUACCACUCAAAAUGUGAUGGCAGCAGUAGAUUUUGACCUCCGCUUCACAUAUGUUUUGGCUGGAUGGGAAGGGUCCGCACACGACGCGACCGUCUUAGCUGAUGCGUUAACUUGUGAGAGAGGCUUACAAGUACCACCUGGAAAGUACUACCUAGUUGAUGCCGGUUAUGGAGCCAAGCCAGGGUUCUUGCCACCUUUUCGUGGCGUGAGGUACCAUUUGAAUGAGUGGGGCAACAAUCCGGUCCAGAAUGAUAAGGAGCUAUUCAACCUUAGGCACUCAUCUCUACGGGUGACGGUAGAGAGGGCUUUUGGAUCUCUCAAGAGGUUUCAAAAUUUUAGAUGAUGCCAAACCGUUCUUCACUUUCCCGGUCCAAGUCGAUAUUGUUAUAGCUUGUUGUGUUCUUCAUAAUUAUGCACUAUCACAAGGGAUCGAUGAAUUCAUUAUACCGGAAGUGACAUGAACCACCCAACCAAUUCGAACAUCAAGGCAACAAUUAAGUGACAAUAGGGCCUUGGUAGACCAUAUGCUACAAAUUGCCGCCCAAAUGUGGGAAGAUGGGCAACUCAUGUAUGCAAAUUUAUGAGUGCACCGCACUAUGUAUUUGUAAUGUUUAAGGAACUACCUUUGUAUUUAUUUGAUGGCUGGACAAGUUGUGGUAUUUAUUAUGUCAAACAAUACAUUUGUGACGAUUUCAUCCAUUUUAUUGUAACAUUUUGAUGGC